GCUUGGGUGGGAAAGGGGUCUCUCCGGGUGCGUUCCUCGCUCGCUGCGUCGGACAGUGAGGUGGCCCACGCGCAGGCGCACAUCCCCGCCCCCGCCUCCGCCCCCCUGCCGCACGCCGCCCCGACCCCGGGACCCGGCGCUGCGGGACGCUUAGGACGGCGGCAUGCGUGACUACGAGGAGGUGACCGCCUUCCUGGGCGAGUGGGGACCCUUCCAGCGCCUCAUCUUCUUCCUGCUCAGCGCCAGCAUCAUCCCCAAUGGCUUCAACGGUAUGUCCGUCGUGUUCCUGACGGGGACCCCGGAGCACCACUGCCGGGUGCCGGACACGGCGAACCUGAGCAGCGCCUGGCGCAACCACAGUAUCCCGUUGGUGCGGCAGGAUGGCCGCGAGGUGCCCCACAGCUGCCGCCGCUACCGCCUGGCCACCAUCGCCAACCUGUCGGCGCUGGGGCUGGAGCCCGUGCUGGACGUGGACCUGGAGCGGCUGGAGCAGGAGAGCUGCGUGGACGGCUGGGAGUUCAGCCGGGACAUCUACCAGACCACCAUCGUGACCGAGUGGAACCUGGUAUGUGAGGACGACUGGAAAGUUCCGCUCACCAUCUCCUUAUUUUUUGUGGGGGUGUUACUAGGCUCCUUCAUUUCGGGGCAGCUCUCAGACAGGUUUGGUCGGAAGAACGUGCUAUUUGUGACCAUGGGCAUGCAGACAGGCUUCAGCUUCCUGCAGAUCUUCUCAAAGAACUUCGAGAUGUUUACCGUGCUGUUUGUCCUUGUAGGCAUGGGCCAGAUCUCCAACUAUGUGGCAGCAUUUGUCCUGGGAACAGAAAUCCUUGGCAAGUCAGUUCGCAUACUAUUUGCCACAUUAGGAGUGUGCAUAUUUUAUGCAUUUGGCUACAUGGUGCUGCCACUGUUUGCUUACUUCAUCCGAGAUUGGCGCAUGCUGCUGCUGGCACUGACUGGGCCAGGGGCCCUUUGUGCUGCGCUCUGGUGGUUUAUCCCCGAGUCCCCCCGAUGGCUCAUCUCACAGGGGCGAUAUCAGGAGGCAGAAGUGAUCAUCCGCAAGGCUGCGAAAAUCAACGGAAUCGUUGCGCCUUCCACCAUCUUUGACCUGAGUGAGUUACAAGACCUAAGUUCCAAGAAGAAGCAAUCCCAUCGCAUUCUGGAUCUGCUCCGAACCCGGAACAUCCGGAUGAUCACCAUCAUGUCCAUAGUUCUGUGGCUGACCAUCUCCGUGGGCUAUUUUGGGCUAUCCCUUGAUACUCCUAACUUGCAUGGGGACAUCUAUGUGAAUUGCUUCCUCUCGGCAGCAGUAGAAGUCCCAGCAUAUGUGUUGGCCUGGCUGCUACUGCAACACGUGCCCCGGCGUUAUUCCAUGGCCACAGCCCUCUUCCUGGGCGGCAGUGUCCUUCUCUUCGUGCAGCUGGUGCCCCCAGACCUGUAUUAUUUGGCCACGGUUCUGGUGAUGGUGGGCAAAUUUGGAAUCACUGCUGCCUUUUCCAUGGUGUAUGUGUACACUGCCGAGUUGUACCCUACUGUGGUCAGAAACAUGGGUGUCGGGGUCAGCUCCACAGCAUCCCGUCUGGGCAGCAUCCUGUCUCCAUACUUCAUUUAUUUGGGUGCCUAUGACCGGUUCCUACCCUACAUUCUCAUGGGAAGUCUGACCAUCUUGACAGCCAUCCUCACCUUGUUCUUCCCCGAGAGCUUCGGUAUCCCUCUCCCAGACACCAUUGACCAGAUGCUAAGGGUCAAAGGAAUAAAAUAUAGACACACUCCAAGCCACACAAGAAUGUUUAAAGAUGGUGAAGAAAGCCCUACAGUUCUCAAAAGCACAGCCUUUUAACACACUUCCAGUAGCUAAAAAAGCUGAAGAGGAAAGCCUGCAUCUUGUGUGAGAAACUCUUGAGUCCUUCCAUGACCAAGGGCUUUGCUGUUUAUCCUGUUGACCUUGUGUCAGACUUGCUCACUGCUGGGCACGGGGACCCAGGAGGGGCCCCCCCUUUCCUCCAAGAGACUUGGUGGCUACCUGCAGACAGCUUCUACAUCCUGUCGGGCUUGGCAUUUGGGAAGAAGUUAAUGAUUGAUUAGAACUGGUGGGAUCAGGAAGAAUAGGAAAGGCAUCUAGAAACUCUUUUAGAUUUGGUCCCCAGAUAAAACUGGAGGUCUAAGUUUUCUUCCUCCUUUCUAAUGGUGAGCCUUAGAGGACAGCACUAACUCCAGGCUGAGGAUGGAACUCUGUGAUAGAGCACUUGCCUAGCAUGCACAAGAUCCUGGGUUCAAUCCCCAAAGGAAACACUUCCACAGGGAGUUUGAUAGUUGGUUUUUUUUUUUAAUUUUUCCUCAGUUACAAAAGGCCAUUAAAAGGGGACAAUUGUGACCCUAUAGCAGAAGAGCACAGGAUGUAGGGAAACCCUAAAGAUAAUUAAGAUGGACAGGCCAUAGCAGAUGGCAUUGAUUGUGACCAUUAAGUCUGACUGCUGGGUGGACUUGUUUACAUCUGAAUAAAGCACUAGGCUUGUCCAGGCCCAUGAGAAAUACAUUGUUCAAUCCACUAUGCUUGUUUUUCCACUACUGUGUCAAUCAAACUUCCUGGCUACUCUAGCUUACCUGUGGUUUGAAGGAAAUGUGAGAAAUAGUGUCU
This is a messenger RNA of Dipodomys spectabilis (banner-tailed kangaroo rat), 2635 nucleotides long. It is a transcript of the gene Slc22a5, whose product is annotated as solute carrier family 22 member 5. The transcript has 10 exons. Gene Ontology annotation, molecular function: ATP binding; transmembrane transporter activity. NCBI's taxonomy places the organism in Eukaryota, Metazoa, Chordata, Mammalia, Rodentia, Heteromyidae. The record is from RefSeq and is a predicted model, not a curated record. Gene Ontology annotation, biological process: transmembrane transport; carnitine transport. Gene Ontology annotation, cellular component: membrane. Bases 164 to 1837 code for a protein of 557 amino acids.